AUGUCUAGCAGGACUGUCUUGUGCGAAGUUGAAGAGAAACAUGACACCAAUAAACCCGAGCCCCGACUUAGCAUUCGACAACGUCUCAAGCACUUUACAUGGGCCUGGUACACUCUCACCAUGAGUACGGGCGGUUUAGCCCUCCUCAUAGCAAACCAGCCGAACCGGUUCCUUGGGCUUGACACGAUUGGAUUGAUAAUAUAUAUAAUUAACCUCGUUAUGUUUGCAAUGAACACUUCGUUACUCUGCACUCGCUUCUACAUCCAUGGAGGAUUCCUCACAUCUCUCACCCACGAACGUGAGGGUCCCUUCUUCCCAACAUUCUGGCUCUCAAUCGCAACCAUGAUAAUGGGGCUAGAGAAGUACUUCGGAAAGAAUCCUACUGCAUCAUUUUCCAUAUUCAUGGAAGUUCUCUUCUGGAUUUAUACCGGCUGCACCUUUGCCUUAGCUGUGGUUCAAUACUCCUUCGUCUUUUCAUCCGUCACAUACAAGCUACAAAGUAUGAUGCCUUCAUGGAUCCUACCAGCUUUUCCCAUCAUGCUAAGUGGGACAAUCGCAUCUGUCGUCGCUGGAAGUCAGCCAGGUCCUGCGGCUAUCCGAAUAGUUGCGGCUGGUAUCACCUUCCAAGGCCUGGGCCUAUCGAUAAGCUUCAUGAUGUAUGCCCAUUACAUCGGUCGGUUAAUGGAAUCGGGUCUUCCAUCUCGAGAACACAGACCUGGCAUGUUUAUCUGUGUUGGCCCACCAUCUUUCACAGCUCUGGCACUGAUCGGCAUGGCACAGAGCCUGCCACCGACAUUUCAUGUGAUGGGCAGCGAAGAUACAGCGGCAGAUGGACGCGUGCUCGAGCUAUUAGCACUAGCAGCUGGAGCAUUUCUCUGGGCGCUGAGUCUAUGGUUCUUUUUCAUUGCAACAAUUGCCGUUAUUCGAUCGAGGCCAUCUUCCUUCCACCUGAACUGGUGGGCCAUGGUCUUCCCCAAUACGGGUUUCACCAUCGCAACUAUCACAUUGGGCAAUGCAUUUGAGAGCGCCGCUAUCAGAGGCGUUGGAUCAGCAUUGUCUAUUUGCAUCAUCUGUCUGUGGUCGUUUGUAUUUUUCAAUCACGUUCGGGCUGUGAUUCGGCGGGAUAUAAUGUCUCCUGGCAAGGAUGAAGAUGUGACUGAUUAA
Messenger RNA from Penicillium taxi, 1164 nucleotides. Its product is annotated as tellurite-resistance/dicarboxylate transporter family protein. The transcript has a single exon. Gene Ontology annotation, biological process: malate transmembrane transport. The coding region runs from base 1 to 1164 and encodes 387 amino acids. Lineage: Eukaryota; Fungi; Ascomycota; Eurotiomycetes; Eurotiales; Aspergillaceae. Gene Ontology annotation, molecular function: malate transmembrane transporter activity. The record is from RefSeq and is a predicted model, not a curated record. Gene Ontology annotation, cellular component: membrane.